AUGUUUUAUCCUACCCUUAGCAUUUUCGGGCCGGACACGAUAGUCUUGAAGAACAUCGGGAUGUUUUAUCCUACCCUUAGCAUUUUCGGGCCGGACACGAUAGUCUUGAAGUCUCUCGUAGCGGAUAACUCGUGUGGUCCCCUGCGUCCACAAUUUCCGCGACCUGCAUCAACUGCUUACUUGAUUCAUCCGUUGGAAGGAAGGCUGGUUCUUGUGGAUAUGGACGAUAGAAUACUUCUCACAGGAGAGCUACGCCAGUUGUUCAACUCCUCAGCAAUACGCGCCACAGUGCAGGUGUCCCGAAAAUUUGCCGGACUGCAUGAAUGCCAGCCGUGUGAUGAGAGCGAUGAUUGCUAUAGUGUGGAAGAUGCUGCGGUAAUAGUUGGAAGCAAAGGAGAAAUGGUAACACUUGCUGGAGUUUUCCCUUGGUUCGAAAUUGAUAAAAUGCGUUCGUUGAUUAUUGAUAUUCACUGGACAAAGGUCUGCACCAAUAUCACGUACUUGGCAUCUGGAGCCUUGUCUGCACACGCGCUUAUCAAACGCGUCUCCACAACUUCGUCGAAUGUUGCCGCGUCCAUUGUCGUUCUCGAAUAUGUAGCCAAUAACUACACAGAGGCUCUCGUGAAUAAGCACCAAGUGUUCUCCUCGGCUUCAGCGCACACAAGACCCAUUGAUCAAUCUUUAACGGGCAGCACUCCAUGCAGCGAGGAAAACCUUGGCCCUGUUCAGCACAAGUGGUGGAUCGAGCGACUUUCAACCAUCUUGUCCAGCGAGGAGAAUGAUACAACUGUUAUAAUUGGCUCAAAACAAUUGGUGACUGGAGAGGACACUGUUUUGGGAACAUCGGUAGUGCUGACAGAGGGAGAUGACGUGUUCUGUGGCACUUUUGAACCACUAAUUGAGAAGACAAUCGCUGUAGCCAAGUUCGAACAGGAGUUGACUGGCUACAUAAAAUUGACACAAUACGGAUCAUCAAACUGGGCCACAGGUAUUCCAACAGAGAUCUACUACUCAAUAACUCCAGCAAACAGAAGCCUCAGAAGUUCUGGUAGCGAGGCAGAACUACAGUGGCAGUUUGUGGAGCAGUUGAACAACAGCUGCUCCGAUGCUCCUUUAUUCAAUCCUUCUUCGACGGAAGAAAGUUUGUGCUUGCUUCAAGCGACCGAAUUCUGUCAAUUAGGAGACGCGUCGAGAAACUCGGCAAACUUGAUAAUGAAUAGUAGACAAUACAUUGUAGUGAACAAUCUUCCUUUAUCAGGACCACACUCUAUUUUGGAAAGCUCUCUUAGACUACGACUGGAAAGCGAGGACAUUUCGGAGUGUGCACCCCUUCUAGAAUAUUCAGAGGUCACCUUCUAUUGGAUAGCUCCGUCUAAUACUUCACUUGCGAAAUUGCAGUUGACAAUAGCCGAAAAACUAGACCUUCAACUGUUCCAGGUACAAUUCGACUACACUCGAGAGGCCUACAAAAAGUACUGCAGUGUAUACAGAGUGACCAUCCUUGAAGAGGAUUGGCGUCUUUCUCAAAUCCUCAGCAUGUUUGACGUGGAAGGAAAGAAGUUCACAGCGGAUGCGAAGUUCGAGUGCAGUGAUUCGACUAGGAAAACAACGCCAUCUCCAGCAGAUACGAGUUCCGUCACCGGAUCAGUCAUUUUUUUCACAGUUUUCAUCGUUAUACUCUUGAACGUGUAG
Messenger RNA from Ostertagia ostertagi, 1692 nucleotides. Lineage: Eukaryota; Metazoa; Nematoda; Chromadorea; Rhabditida; Trichostrongylidae. The record is from the annotation of a GenBank genome assembly.